AACUUCUAGGGCAUAAACAAAACAUCUAUCAAAUGACACAUGAUACGUGUUUAUAGUACUAUGAGAAGAAUGGCCUUGAAACAGAUUUCCAGCAAUAAGUGCUUUGGGGGAUUGCAGAAAGUUUUUGAACAUGACAGUGUUGAACUAAACUGCAAAAUGAAAUUUGCUGUCUACUUACCACCAAAGGCAGAAAGUGGAAAGUGCCCUGCACUGUAUUGGCUGUCCGGUUUAACAUGCACAGAGCAAAAUUUUAUAUCAAAAUCUGGUUAUCAUCAAGCUGCCUCAGAACACGGCCUUGUCGUCAUUGCUCCAGAUACCAGCCCUCGUGGCUGCAAUAUUAAAGGAGAAGAUGACAGCUGGGACUUUGGUACCGGAGCUGGGUUUUACGUGGAUGCCACUGAAGAUCCUUGGAAAACUAACUAUAGAAUGUACUCUUAUAUAACAGAGGAGCUUCCCCAACUCAUAAAUGCCAAUUUUCCAGUGGACCCCCAAAGGAUGUCAAUUUUUGGCCACUCCAUGGGAGGCCAUGGAGCUCUCAUUUGUGUUUUCAAAUUUUCUUUGUUUCUGAAGUCUGUAUCAGCAUUUGCUCCAAUUUGCAACCCAGUGCUCUGUCCUUGGGGCAAAAAGGCCUUUGGUGGAUAUUUAGGACCAGAUCAAAGUAAAUGGAAGGCUUAUGAUGCUACCUUUCUUGUGAAGUCCUAUCAAGGUUCUCAGCUGGACAUACUAAUUGAUCAAGGAAAAGAUGACCAGUUUCUUUUAGAUGGACAGUUACUUCCUGAUAACUUCAUAGCUGCGUCCACAGAAAAGAAAAUCCCUGUUGUUUUUAGAUUACAAGAGGGUUAUGAUCACAGCUACUACUUCAUUGCAACCUUUAUCGCUGAUCACAUCAGACAUCAUGCAAAAUACCUGAAUGCAUGAAAAACUUCAGGGUUAUCAAAGAUGUAAAAACAGUAUUGCCAACUACAAAAGGAUUUCAAAACGUUGGAUUUUAUAAUGCUAGAAGAACUUUAUUCUGUGGUUUAAUCACGUUCUGAAUAAAGAUAUAAAACUUCUGAUUGAGAAAA
Otolemur garnettii (small-eared galago) is the source of this 1064-nucleotide messenger RNA. RefSeq names its product esterase D (gene ESD). Gene Ontology annotation, cellular component: cytosol. Gene Ontology annotation, biological process: formaldehyde catabolic process. The transcript has 9 exons. Bases 40 to 918 code for a protein of 292 amino acids. Lineage: Eukaryota; Metazoa; Chordata; Mammalia; Primates; Galagidae. Gene Ontology annotation, molecular function: S-formylglutathione hydrolase activity. The record is from RefSeq and is a predicted model, not a curated record.